AUGAAGGGUGUAGUCUCCAUCCUAUGGCUCUUGGCCGCCAUGACCUCAGCUCAUCCCACCCCAGAUAACACGGGCGACAUUGCCGUCACUCCCGUGUCUGUCGAGGCACAACCCGCCCAGACCACCGAUGCCGUGCCCGAUGAAUGGCCCCUCAAAUGCCAGACCGACCCAUGCCACACGGCUUGCCAGGCCUGGGCGGAGCUGUGGUCUCUUGGAGGCAGCUGCAAUCGAGACCCCACCGGAUUAACCUCGUUUAGCCAAAUGUCACGAGCAACAUCGCCAUUGUUGUUACUGGCUGGGUGA
Molecule: messenger RNA, 303 nt
Organism: Pyricularia grisea
Lineage: Eukaryota; Fungi; Ascomycota; Sordariomycetes; Magnaporthales; Pyriculariaceae
Exons: 2
Coding region: 1-303 (100 amino acids)
Source: RefSeq, a predicted model, not a curated record